Oppiella nova is the source of this 882-nucleotide messenger RNA. The record is from the annotation of a GenBank genome assembly. Lineage: Eukaryota; Metazoa; Arthropoda; Arachnida; Sarcoptiformes; Oppiidae.
AUGGCUGAGCACUAUGCACAGCGUGCCAGUGCAGGGCUAUUUACCGAUGCGCAAGUUGAGGGCUGGAAGUCUGUAACCCAAGCGGUUCAUGACCAAGGUGGUUUGAUUGUGGCGCAGUUAUGGCAUGUGGGACGUGUCUCACAUCCAGAUUUACUCGAUGGGGAAACGCCUGUAUCUGCAAGUGCAAUACAACAAGCAGGACAAGUCAGCUUAUUACGUCCAAAACGUGACUAUGUUGUGCCACGACCUUUGGAAAUCUCUGAAAUUCAUAACAUCACCGAACAGUUUAAACAAGCUGCAAUUAAAGCCAAGACGGCUGGUUUUGAUGGCGUUGAAUUACAUGCUGCCAACGGCUACCUGAUUGAUCAGUUCUUACAAAGUUCAACCAAUCACCGUGAAGAUGAAUAUGGUGGUUCUGUUGAAAACCGCGCACGUCUUUUACUUGAAGUGAUGGAUGCUUUAAUUGAAGUAUGGGGUGCAGGCCGAGUGGGCAUACAUUUAGCGCCUCGCGGUGAUGAGCAUGAUAUGGGGGAUGCUGAUCCACGUGAAACCUUUGGUUAUGUCUUGGAACAAUUAGGUAAACGUAAAAUUGCGUUCUUCUUUACACGUGAAUAUUUAGCCGAUGACAGUAUCAGCGAAUAUAUGAAGCGACGUUCAAACGGUGUGCCAUAUAUUGCUAAUAUGCGUUUAAGUCGUGAAGAUGCCAUCAAACUCUUGGCAUCAGGUCAAGCAGAUGCGGUGUCUUUCGGUAAAGCUUAUAUUGCCAAUCCUGAUUUGUAUGAACGUUUGAUUCAAGACGCACCUUUAAAUGAAUUGGUGUUUGAAAAUAUGAUUGGUUCACAAACUGCGGAAGGCUAUAUUGAUUAUCCUGCUUUGGGAUAA